Messenger RNA from Clonostachys solani, 1014 nucleotides. The record is from the annotation of a GenBank genome assembly. Lineage: Eukaryota; Fungi; Ascomycota; Sordariomycetes; Hypocreales; Bionectriaceae.
AUGCCGGUCGAAACAAUCAAGGUCGCCGUCCUCGGCGCUGCCGGUGAAAAUGCUGGUUUAAUCCUGCACGGACUACUCGCUUCCAAGGAGCCCAAGUUUGAGAUCACCGCCUUGGCGCGACCAUCGUCUGCGUCUAAGCCUUCUUACGUUAAGCUCGCCACGAAAGGCAUCAGAAUCGUCACAGUCGACCUCGACGGGCCAGAUAUUCAGAUUGUUGAAGCUCUAGAGGGGCAGGAUAUUGUCAUUGCCUCGGUGCCUCCUAAUGCGCUGGAUUCCCAGCUUCCUCUUAUUCGCGCUGCGAAGCUUGCCAAAAUCAAGCGUUUUGUUCCCAGCGCCUUCGCCAUGGCUAUUGCACCUUCCGGUAUUUGUGGCGUGCAAAUAGAGAAAGAACGAAUCUAUGCUGAGCUCAUGGCCUCUGGCAUUCCUUAUACCAUUAUCGAUGUUGGAUGGUGGUAUAAUGGCUUCAUCCCUCAAGUUCCAUCAGGAUGCACAGACUUUGCUAUUGCUCUGCCGGAUUUUAUCAGGAAUCUUGUACCUGGUGAUGGCAGCGUAAAGACCUAUGUGAUUGAUAAUGAGGAUAUCGGUGAUCUAGUCGCUCAGAUUAUUACUGACCCGAGAACUAUUAACAAGCGAGUGAUGGCCUCAGGCACCGCCCUCUCAUUCAAUGAUAUGUUUCACAUCGCUGAAGAGCUAAUAGGUGAAAAGCCUGAACCCAAAAAGCUCAUUGCCGUUUCCAAGCAGGUAUCAGCUGAAGGACUUAGAGGUAUGAUUGCUGGCCUGGAGGCAAAGCUCGCAGAAAGUCCAGGAGACUACUUACUCUUCGUCGGCAAAGCCUGGCUCGAAUACUACUACUCUUCUUUCAUCGACUGUGAUAACAGUCCAGACGGCAUUAAGCGCCUGGGAUAUGUCUCCUCCACGGAGCUGUACCCCGACUUUGUGCCAACCUCAUUUCGAACCUUUUUGCAGGAGACCUUGGAGAAGAAGAGGCGCCUUCCAUACUCAGACCGGGCAUAA